CCGCUGGUCUGCUGAGGCGGCUGGCGGCGGGCGGCUGGGGGCGGGCGGCGGGCGAUGGUCUGCGGGCCGGCGCGGGACGAUGGACGGGCACGACGAGGUGGCGGCGCGCGAGCAGCACUUCCACAGCCGGGUGCGCGAGGGCACGAUAUGCUUCCUGCUCUUCGCGGUCCUGUACGCGGUCUCCUACUUCAUCAUCAGCAGAUACAAGAGGAAGGCAGACGAGCAGGAAGACGAAGACGCCGUGGUCAACAGGAUCUCGCUUUUCCUGAGCACCUUCACGCUGGCCGUGUCUGCGGGUGCCGUCCUGCUGCUGCCCUUCUCCAUCGUCAGCAACGAGGUGCUGCUGGCCUUCCCGCACAGCUACUACAUCCAGUGGCUCAACGGCUCCCUCAUCCACGGCCUGUGGAACCUGGCUUCUCUCUUCUCCAACCUCUGCCUGUUCAUCUUGAUGCCCUUUGCGUUUUUCUUCCUGGAAUCGGAAGGUUUUGCUGGCCUGAAGAAGGGGCUGCGUGCUCGGGUCCUGGAGACGCUGGUCAUGCUGGUGCUUCUGGCCUCGCUGAUCCUGGGCAUUGUGUGGGUGGCCUCAGCGCUCAUGGACCAGGAUGCCGCCAGCAUGGAGUCGCUGUACGAUCUCUGGGAGUUCUACCUGCCGUACCUGUACUCCUGCGUUUCCCUGCUGGGCUGCCUGCUGCUGCUCGUGUGCACCCCAGUCGGCCUGUCACGCAUGUUCACCGUCACGGGGCAGCUGCUGGUGAAGCCCGCGAUUCUCGAAGACCUGGAUGAGCAAAUGUGUGUCAUCACCCUGGAGGAAGAGGCUUUGCAGCGACGGCUGAACGGGCUGUCGUCGUCGUCGACGAGGGACAGUGGCGUCCCAGAGCUGGCGCGAGAGCUGCAGCGUGUGAAGACGCUCAAGACAAAACUAGAACGUCGGAAAAAAGCGUCAGCCUGGGAGAGGAACUUAGUGUACCCCGCUGUCAUGGUCCUCCUGCUCAUGGAGACUUCUGUCUCGGUGCUGCUGGUGGCCCGUAACAUCCUGUACCUGCUGCUGGACGAGACGGCCAUGCCCAAGGGCGCACAGGGCCCGGGCAUAGGAAUCGUGUCUCUCUCCGCCUUCGGUCUUGUGGGAGCCGCACUCGAAAUAGUUUUGAUUUUCUAUUUGAUGGUGUCCUCUGUUGUCGGUUUCUAUAGCCUCCGGGUUUUUGGAAGCUUUGUUCCCAAGAAGGAUGACACGACCAUGACCAAGAUCAUCGGGAACUGUGUGUCCAUCCUGGUGCUGAGCUCCGCCCUGCCCGUGAUGUCCAGGACGCUGGGCAUCACCCGCUUUGACCUGCUGGGCGACUUCGGGAGGUUUAACUGGCUGGGCAACUUCCACAUCGUCCUGGCCUACAACCUGCUGUUCGCCGUGGUCACCACCCUGUGCCUCGUGCGCAAGUUCACCUCCGCCGUCCGGGAAGAGCUCCUCAAGGCCCUAGGCCUCCACAAGCUCUACCUGCCGGGUGCGGCUGGGGACUCGGACGUGAAGCCGGCUGCCAACGGCCACCAGAAGGCGCUGUGACUUCCUCCCGCCCAGGCCACGCUGGCCAGCACUUGGGCUGGGCGUCUGUCUGCUGGGCCCGCCCGACCCGAGGCUCCCAGACGCCGUGGCCUCUCCGUGGACGCCAUCGCCAUCGGGGCCCAUGCGGACCCAGGACACGCCCUGCAGGCCACUGGGCCGCGGAACCUGUGCCCUGUCCCGCGUGAAGCCCUCCUCUGUCGCCGCCGCUCACUGCUCCCACUGCCCGUGACGGCCGGGAGGCCGCCAGACUGCGUCACUGUCCCCGAGAGCCUGUGGGGACGCCUCUGCCCUGGCUGGAACCGGACUCUCUGCUCUCGUGUGGCCGUGAAGGGCGUGGGCGCCCCCAGAGGGGUGGCAGCUGUCCAGAGCCAGGGCCUGAGCGGCGGGGACCCCCAACCUUCACGCGAGGCCCCGCGUGAGUCCCACCUCCCGCCCUCCCGCUAGUAAGUGGAUGGAUGUUUUAGAAAUGAAAUAAAAGGCAGCUUCUCUUGGAA
Messenger RNA from Erinaceus europaeus (western European hedgehog), 2049 nucleotides. It is a transcript of the gene LMBR1, whose product is annotated as limb development membrane protein 1. The transcript is spliced from 17 exons. NCBI's taxonomy places the organism in Eukaryota, Metazoa, Chordata, Mammalia, Eulipotyphla, Erinaceidae. The record is from RefSeq and is a predicted model, not a curated record. Gene Ontology annotation, molecular function: transmembrane signaling receptor activity. Bases 80 to 1555 code for a protein of 491 amino acids. Gene Ontology annotation, biological process: signal transduction.